AUGGCUCCCAGCGAUGGUACCUUCUUUGGUACCGGCAAAUCUCCGAGCCCCGUGACGUCCUCUAAGGCAGCAGACUCUGACCCGUCUAAGAAGUUGUGGAUAUCUGCAGCCCCCUGUGGCCCCUCGCAAGAACGGUUUUCUAGCAUGUCGGCCUCACGGAUCAUGUCAUCUGAGAACUGGGGAGACCCCCCGUUAAGGUCGAUCGCCCCAAGCACGUCUUUUGGGGUACUUUCCUCUACUCGAGGAGUAUCAGCCUCGGUCUCCCUCUCGACCCCCCUACCUUGGGGCGGAGUGACCUCACCCCCUUCUAGUUUGGGAGCUUCGGCUAAGAGUCCCUCAUCGACCUCCUCAUGUCAGGACAGUUCGAUUUCGGCAUCUGCCGGUUCGGAGGGCCCUUGUAUCACGACACAUGCCCACACGCAGGCCACUAGCUUUAAUUGCUCUUCUUCUUCUUCUUCUUCUUCUUCUCCUUCUUCAAAUUCGUCCCUUAGCCAGCAGAUCGAGUCCGAGGAUAGAGCGCUGGUGCUUUCCUUGGGCUUGCGCGACCUCUUCUUCAGUUUUUUCUGA
Molecule: messenger RNA, 567 nt
Organism: Nicotiana attenuata
Lineage: Eukaryota; Viridiplantae; Streptophyta; Magnoliopsida; Solanales; Solanaceae
Product: putative protein TPRXL
Exons: 1
Coding region: 1-567 (188 amino acids)
Source: RefSeq, a predicted model, not a curated record